Messenger RNA from Danio aesculapii, 4407 nucleotides. RefSeq names its product arylamine N-acetyltransferase, pineal gland isozyme NAT-3-like. The coding region runs from base 186 to 1052 and encodes 288 amino acids. The transcript is spliced from 2 exons. Gene Ontology annotation, molecular function: acetyltransferase activity. NCBI's taxonomy places the organism in Eukaryota, Metazoa, Chordata, Actinopteri, Cypriniformes, Danionidae. The record is from RefSeq and is a predicted model, not a curated record.
UCUAAUCGUUCUGGAAUUUGAAGUCAGACUGUAUGCAUAUACUUCGCUGCUAAAGUAGACCUUAAUGAUUUUCUAAAAGUCUUGAGAAAUACAUUUACUUCGUAAUCUUGACUAAAAUUUACACGAAUCUAUUCUAAAUCAUCGUGCUGAAGCCUGUCUGAUACAGUUUCUUGAAGAGGUUUAUAAUGGAUCUGAGAGAGUACUUGAACAGGAUUGGGUUUACUGGCCAGUUCAGCAAACCUGACCUGGACAGUUUGUUCACCAUCCACAAGCUGCAUGUUAUGAGUGCCCCAUUUGAGAACUUCAGUGUUCACAAUGGGGAGAAGAACUCAAUGGACCUGCGUGUCAUCUAUGACAAAAUAGUCAAGAGCAAUCGAGGAGGCUGGUGUUGUGAAAACAACCUCUUGUUCUCAUGGGCCCUGAAGGAGAUGGGAUACAAAUCUACCAUAUUGGGUGGCAGGGUGUUCAACUCUCUGGAACAGGACUUUCUUCCUAGUGACUCUCAUCUUAUCAAUCUGGUGGAGAUUGAUGGAAAGCAGUACAUCGCUGACGUGAGUUUUGGUAUGUCAUAUCAGAUCUGGUAUCCCUUAGAGUUGAUCUCAGGUAAAGACCAGCCACAGCCUCCAGGAGUGUUUCGCCUCACAAACAACGGUGAGAAGUGGCUUCUGCAGAAGACCGGAAGGAAGCAAUUGAUCGUAGAUGACGGUUUUGCUGAUUCUGGCCUUGUUGACAAACGGCUCACCAAAACAUUAUACUCCCUCACGUUAACACCACGUGAUGCAGAUCAUUUCCUGGAGAUGUCGGUUAUGCUGCAGACUAACCCAGACUCUCUCUUCCUGCUCAAGACCAUUUGCUCCCUUCAGACAGCCACUGGCUACAGAGCUCUGCUCGGCUCGACAUACAGUGAAGUCACUUUCAAAGAGGACUCAGAUUCAGUGGAAAUGAAGAAAAUCCCAGAUGAUGAGAUUGAGGCUGUGCUGAAAGAAAAGUUUAAUAUGGUGUUGGUUAAUAAGUUCACUCCUAAAAACCAGAAAGCUGAUUACCGCAUGUAGUACUAUGCUACUCUUGACUCAUAAUCUAGAAAGCUACCCUGUGUGUAGGACUGGGCGAUAAUUCGAUAUCGAUAAUUAUCAUGAUGUAUAAUUUUUCGAUAUAAAUGAUAAUGACAGUUUGAUAAUUGUCCGAUAAUGUUUAUGAAUGCUUAACGCUGCGCAGGCGUUUUGCAACCUGCAUUUCCAAAACUACAGGCUGCAUUAUUUAAGGGCAUUUGUUACAACAUUGAUAGGAAAUUUUGUUGUCAAACUUGUUUCCUUUUUAAUAUUAAGAUAUUUUCUUUGAAAUUAGUUCAACCACUAUUGUUCCUCAUCGACGGUAAAAUAACUAGCCUUUAUAUAUUUAAAGGACAUCAGGACAUAUUAAAAAUGCAGCAAAUAUAUGACAGAUGUUUACAACAAAAGUGGAUCUUUCAAUAAAUCCGUAUCCACAGAGCGAAACAACAUCAUCCAUCCACAGUUGUGUAAGACAGGGACAAACAAAAAUAAAUAUUUUUUGUUGAAAAUGUAUCUUUUUGCAACAAAUUUCGUUUUGUAUAAUGUGUAAUUUAAUUAUAGUGUACGUUUUGUUGGUAAGUUAUCUACAACAUAAACAAGAAAAACGAAUAACAUCUGAGGUGAAGCGCUUCAAAACAAGUCUGCUUUAUGCUUUAGCGCCAAAACAAUCACGGUUUGGAUUUAAUCCGUUUAAUCAAGCGGUUUGAGUAGGACAAUCUUUACAAAAUAUUUGCAGCAUUGAUAGUAUUCUUAUAUUACCUCGGAAGAAUAAACUCUGUCGCAAGGAUGAGAACUCAAAGUCGUUGUGUGAAUGGAUGCGCAAUUUUUGAAAUGAGAGUCUGCAUAGUCCUUUUCGUGCCAGUUAAAACCGAGAUCUACGCAUUACCCGGUUUUAUGCAUCCCGCAAUAUGUCAAGAGAGCAACGCCAUAAGGUGUGAAAAUCUGCUUCAUUCACGCGUCAAAUUCACUUCAGAAUCAGAUUCGCGUCAUGGGCAGGGUCUGCUUGGUAAAUGUAGCUUCCUUGCUAAAUGGCUAACAUAGAUUUUAUUGAGAGAAGAGCUGUGUUUAUGUGCUUUAUGAAGGCUGAAAAACGGCGUUGAUUCGUUUGGAGCCGUAUAUGGGUCCACUAAAUGCUUUCAGAGGUGCAGCUAGCUCUGUGAGCUCAUAAACUCCUCCAGAAACUUAACCUGGCUAACGGAAGCUUUCAGCGCUGCUUCUGACUGAGCUGAGCCCAGUUUGAUGAACUGUUGUCGGCGUCUUUGCAUUGACUUAACAUGUAAAUCACUCACGCUUGAUGCUGCUUUCGUCUCUGGUGUGAACAAAGCAUUAAAAGGACAGUUCAUCCAAAACUGAAAAUUCUGUCACCAUAUAUUUUUUCUGAUGUAUACAAUAACUUAUAGUGUAAUGUCUUUGGUUGUUGAAAUUUUAAACUGUAAAUGCUGAAAAAUGAUAGUCAUUUAAGAUUUUUUAAAAUUAUUUUUUCAUUUAUAUUGCCAGACAGCUAAAACAUUUCACAAAAAUGUGUUAAAUCAGCUGCACAAAGGUAUUGGCAUGCUGAAAAUCCUUUAAAAUUAAUAGAUAUAAAGAUUUGACAUUUAUCGUGAUAAUUAUCGAUAUCAACUGAUAUGAAGAACAUUAUCGUGAUCAUUUUUUUUGUCUUAUCGCCCAGCCCUACCUGUGUGUGUUAAAUUGUACCUGAAAGCUCUCGGUCAUUUAUGUUGUUUGAUCUUUGCUUCAUUUUAUGUGAGAGCUGCAUCAUUAUGACACAAUCAUUACUCUUAAUAUUUUAACAUUGAUAACCAAUUAAUACACAUGUGUCUGUUGCCUUAUUACAAACAUAUGCAGCACAUUUCACAUUAUACACAUUAAACUAACAAAACAUACUUUUUAACAGACCUAAUGCCUCUUUGGUGUGGCAUUGAAUACAUUUGGUAUAGAUGGUUUUGGUGAGUGUAGUAUUAGCAAUGCACUUUUUGAUAUAGGCACUAGGUCUAUGUGGUUGUUUUAGGUGGCUGGGAUGUUGUUGUUGAUGUGCAGCCAUGUGAAGACACUCAACAGUCCCUUGCCUCUUGCUGUGUAGAUCCUAGUCCUGUUUAUUUUCCAGCGAGUAAACAUCUGAGAGUUCAGUUUUGGAAGAGCUGAUAUGGUGGGGUUAGCAGUUAGCCUAACUUGUAUACCUACACGCUUACUGCGCUUCUGUCCUCUCUCACACUGAUUGUAAUGAUGCCUUUUAUGGAUAGAGAGGUUCAGCUUCAGCAGUAAACAAAGGACUCUUAGCUUCUCAUCGGUCACUGGUGACAGUUGGUGUUUGUAUAUUCUGCUGAUUUCUAAAUGAAGUGGCGAUGCCAAUGAAGUGGAGGGGACCGAUAUUCCACAGGCCACAUUCAACCAAAUUGACUUCAUGCAAAGGAAAUGUGUUGCACUGCAGGAGGCAAAUGGUGAUCACACACAGUACUGGCAUUAUUUUGGCCAGCCUAAGGCACACCUGUGCAAUAAUCAGGCUGUCAAAUCAGUAUAUUAAUAGGCCACACCUGUGAGGAGGAUGGAUUAUUACGGCAAAGGUGAAGUGUUCACUAAAACAGAUUUAAAUGUAUGAACUAUAUUUGAGAGAAAUAGACCUAUUGAGUACAUAGAAAAAGUUUUAGAUAUUUGCUCAUGAAAAUCCAACUUAUGAAAGUUGAAAAAUGGAACCAAAAACAAAAAGAAGAUUGUGACUUGCCAAAUAUGGUGACCCAUACUAAAAAAUGUGUGCUCUGCCUUUAACCCAUACAAGUGCGCACACACACAGCAGUGAACACAUACAAACAUUGUGAACCUGUGAGUGCUCACCUGGUGAGUAGUUGGGGUUCGGUGCUUUGCUGAAGGAACUCACCUCAGCCUUUUUGUGCACUCUUUUACAGUCGGCUGUUGAACGUUUGGUGUACGUUUGGGCCACCAACACCAUUUGUUUUUGUUGAUGCUAGUUAUUUGGUGUCGGCUUGGUUUGUCCCAGCCUUAAAAGUGUUGCAUUUAUAAUACUUGUUGACUGUAGUAUGCUUAAUACAGGUUUAGAUAAACUUAAAAAUAUUAUAAGUAUUGUAAUCUCGCUAAGAAGCAUUGUGUCAGGGUAUGAUUCAGCAAAUAUUUGAAUAACAAAUAUAAACCAACAUCCUUAUAUCAACACCCUUAUCGCUUAUAAACCACCAUCCAAGUAUGCUUUGGGUCCAAAGAUGCUCUUUCAUGUUGUAAAUAAAUUUGUGUUUUUGAAACCAACAAAGAUUCCAGAAGUGAAUGGUUUAUUUUAGUUAUUUAGCCUGAAAUGUUUACUGUACCAAAUAUUUUAAAUGUUUAUUUUUUUAAUAAAGUAUAUUGUGUUCAA